This is a messenger RNA of Entelurus aequoreus (snake pipefish), 1796 nucleotides long. RefSeq names its product estrogen receptor binding site associated antigen 9 (gene ebag9). The transcript has 7 exons. Gene Ontology annotation, cellular component: secretory granule. The coding region runs from base 248 to 898 and encodes 216 amino acids. NCBI's taxonomy places the organism in Eukaryota, Metazoa, Chordata, Actinopteri, Syngnathiformes, Syngnathidae. The record is from RefSeq and is a predicted model, not a curated record.
GGUAUUUCCUUGUUCCUGCUCCUCCCAGCUCCAAGAUGGCAGCCGCUCGACGAGGAUGAGCGACGACACACUGGAGUUCUGUCAUGAAACAGCAUCUGACAAUGCAGCUGUUACUGCCAUUGUGUUGACAUGGCGCUCAUUUAAUACCUAGCUACUUGUUUUGUCACCUACCAAGACCGCUGAAGGAUCGCUAAAGAACAUGCUUUUCUGUUGGCUAAGCUAGCAAGCUGCGAGCAUAUUUACCACCAUGGCCAUCACUCAGUUUCGUCUAUUUAAAAUCUGCACAUGCCUAGCCAGUUUGCUCUCUUUCUUCAAGAGAUUACUGUGCAGAUCUGGAAGGGGGCGAAAGCUCAGUGGUGAUCAAAUAAGUCUCCCAACAACAGUGGAUUUUUCAUUAACCGUACCAAAGCAGUCUCCACAGCUUGAGGUUGAAGAAUGGAGCUCAUGGGACGAAGACGCACCAACGAGUAUUAAGAUUGAAGGUGGUAAUGGAAACAUCUCUCCUCCACCCAACGAAGUAGAUGAGGAACCCGACUACUUCAAAGACAUGGCGCCAACCAUCAGGAAAACACAGAAGAUAGUGUUAAAGAAAAGGGAGCCUUUAAACUACCUGGUGCCUGACGGCUCAGCAGGUUUCUCCAGCAGACUGGCAGCCUCUCAGGAUAUGAUGACCUUUGGUACACCCUCAGCAGAACUUGGUGAAAUGGACAACUGGCAGGAAAACACCAAUGCCUGGGAGGAUGAGUCUGAUGCCACCUGGGAAGCAGAAGAAGUGCUCAGACAACAAAAGAUGGCAGAGAGAGAAAAGCGUUCCAUGGAGCAGCAGAGAAAGAAAAUGGAGAAGGAUGCUCAGAGGAUGAUGAAGAAAGAGCAGAAGAUGGCUGUCAAGCUUUCAUAACAUUCUAGAAAUGCUCAGUGAGUGAGCCAUGGGGAUAUGAGGGAAAGACACUGAAUCAGCCAUGAGUUUAUUUUUAGGUCAUCAAACCAACCAGGAUUGUAAGCAACGAGCCACCCUCAUCUUCAUCCACAUCCUGUUUUCCACCAGCAGCCAUUUAAGUGUUCUCUUGGAGCAACCCUGAAUCCUUCUUGCUGGCCACAUUCAACAUCAACAACUCAUUUUGAUGGUAGAUUUGUGUUUCUUUGCCAGUCUAUCUUAGAUUAAUUAACGGCACCAUUUACUGCAUAUUGUGGUCCUGUGCUAUAAUCAGCACAGGCCCCGUUCAAGGUAUGUAAAUAAACUGAACUUGUACUACCUUUUCAAAAUUAAAAAGCAGUUUUUUGGUUUUGUUUCUAAUAUCAAUGGACAAAGAGGUGUAAUUUGCUGUUAUUACCAGAUACAUUAAUGGUCCAUUGCAUCCUUUUUUUAAAAAAAAUAUUUAUAUUUCAUUGUUUUUUCUUCAAAAUUCGUUUUUACUUGUGUUCUGCACUAAAUGCACUGUACAUCUUCAAAAUUCAUUAAAUAGUUUGACAUAAACUGUAAUCCAACCAAACUAUUUAUACUCUGGGUCUCUAUUUAGUAACAACAUUGCUUGCUAAUAACUCAUUUAUUCUCAAUGAGCUUAGUUGGUCUUGGAUAUCUGCAUAGAUGAUAUAAUCCUCCCAAUGUGCAAUUAUUGUGACAUGGCAGCAUGAUCAGAAGUGAAUUGAACAGCCAUCUAGAUUCUUCAGCAAUAAGGUUUGCUUUGCUUUUAAACUAACAUUGUGCAUGUUGUUUUGGUUUACAAUGUCCAAAAGUCAUGGAGGGUUUAUGUAUAUUUCUGAUUAGUUUGUACAAUGAUGUGUUUUGAUUCCCAGUU